CAGAGGUUGCUCUUCGAGUCAAUACAUCGCCUUCUCGGGGACUUGGUCUUGUGGUUCCUGUUCUGGUAGCGCGUCUGUGACCUCCAGAAUGAACUCUCAGUGUGGGUACGGCUCCUCCUGUACGAUACAAGCCAACAACGCCUGGCUUGGUGGAGACCCGUGUAAAGGGUGUGAUAAAACACUGAUAUAUUCCUACAGCUGCUCAUCUAUCUGGGGAAAUUGGCAGUCAUGGUCAUCAUGUCCAUCUGAUUGCAUUUCACAAACCUUACAGAGGACCAGGCAGUGUGUACGGCCUGCAGGGAGCUGCUGGGGGACUACUCCUUCACAAACCAUACCUUGCCUCCUGGACGGCUGCACAUCCUCUACAGAAAUCAGUAAAACUACACUGGACGACAAAACUUACAUUAGUCUGACGUCCAACUGUUUGGUAGCCUUGGGGAGGACAUAUCUGAAAUUCAGAGCAAGAGCAAACAAUGACAUACACAUUGCUAUCGGUACCGACGAUUGUGACAACUGUGGUACACACUAUGAAAUCCUCUAUGGGGGAUGGGAUAAUACCAUAUCUGUCAUCAGGUAUGGUAUAGGUGGUACAGAAUGUGACUCACACACCCAGAAUAUUCUGGACCAAACCUUCUUCGAUGAGUUUUGGAUUUCAUGGUCCUUAGAUAUCCGUGCGGGCACCGGAAGUACGGUCGGCAGUAAUGUCGUCAUGAGUUGUACUCGUUCCACUCCUUUCGGUGCCAAAUAUAUUUUGAUCAAGACCGGAUGGGGCUCAGGUGGCGAAUGGAGAUUCCCAAACGAUGUUUCUUGUAUACAGGGGAAAAACAGCAAUGUUGACAUCACUGCUGACAAGACUGGCUGCUAUGAAGUCAGCACAUACGCAUGUGCGUCCGGGUACAAACAAACUGCAGGAAGCACGCAACGUACCUGUGGAUUUGGGCAGAUAUGGUCAGGAUACCCCUUGGUCUGUUCAGUUUCAACUUGCACAAUCGACAUUUUAUUCAUCAUAGAGGCUUCCUCACACACCUCCUCCAUUUACUCAGCAUUAGUAUCGGCUAUUGGUGAUUUGGCGGGAGCGCUGAAAAUUUCAACGAGUGAUAUACAAGUUGGGGUUAUAACCUAUGACGACACAGUGGACCAGAAUAUCAAGUUUAACGCCCAUUCUUCCGCAUCAUCGCUGGACAGUGCUAUUAAGUCAUUAACAAUAACAAGUGCUUCUUCCUCUGUGGACCUGGCCGAAGCUUUACGUGUCGGAUUUUACGAGUUCUUUACAUUGUCAAAUGGAAACAGAUUUGAUGCUUACAGACAUUGUGUUCUUGUUGCUAAAACACAUUCUCAGAACGGUUCAGUUGUGGCAAAUGCUAUUCGACAAAACCCCAGGAAUCAGGUUUUUACAAUCGGCAUUGACCCUUCCUCAUCUUUGAUCACCGACCUUAAGGCGAUUGCUGGAGAUGACAGUAGGUACUGGCAAGUGAGCUCCCCGGCAGAUCUAUAUCCUAAAUUCAAUGAUAUUCUACAGAAAAUCGCUGUUUGUCCAACAACACCUCUCCCUGAUCCCGUGACAGUAGACUGCAAACUGGACAUUGCGUUUAUAAUUGAACGCUAUAACAUGCGUUUUUCAAAAACAUUUUUGGCUGGAUUAAUGGAGGAUAUUCCAAUAUCUUCUGAUGGGGUAAGAGUUGGCUUUGUCACAUAUGAUUCCGUGGCAUCAAAAGAGUUUGGGCUUACGACUUACACAACCUCAGAAUCUGCAAGGGGAGCAAUCGAAAAUGUGCCUGACAGAACUGGCUCUGAUCACUUUGUAUACCAAGGAUUAAUUACAGCUCGGGACAACGUGUUUACGGCCCUUGAUGAUCGAGAGGAUGCCAAUAACCAUUACGUAUUUGUUGUGGGACCAUUUUACAGUGAAACAGCUGCUGUUUCGCGCGAAAUCAGGGGCAGUGGAAACAAUUUUGUCUUUGCAGCUCAUGUUGGUUCUUCUUUUCAAUCUGAAUACCAGGAAUCUGUUGACUCUUGUGGUGACUACACAAGAUACACCAAUACCGAUUCAUAUGAUAACAUGAUGAACAUCAGGCAACAGUUUAUAGACAAGAUAACUUCAUGUGAAGCAAUAGUUGAAAUUACUCAAGACUGUAAAAUUGAUUUAGCUUUCAUAAUUGAUGACACGGACACAAUCAGCGCAUCAAAAUUCCAAGAAAUGAAAACUUUCCUCAUAAGUCUUGUCACCAAAAUAGUUGUCGGUGACGAUGCAGUAAAAAUAGGGGUUAUAACUUACGGUGAUGACGCGAUCACCGUUUUCCCCCUAAAGCAGUACUCAACCGCCUCUGCAGUGAAAACUGCUAUUAAUGACAUAACUCAGGGAAAUGCAGCGUAUGGCAGGGAUCGCCGCUUGGUGGAUAAAGCCCUUUUGUAUACACUCUGGAACUUCUUUACCAAGGAGAACGGAGAGCGCGAGGACGCCAAGAAUUUUUACGUUGUUUUAACAUAUGGCGGCUCCGACGGCAUGCAGGUGGCAGAUUAUGGGGCAGCAAUCCAGUAUAAUUCAAUGGUCGAACUUUUCAUCCUUGGUGCUAAUGUUACGUCUAGUUAUGACUCCGAUUUUGAGGGUGCAGUGACUGAAGGAAGGUACAUGUCAGCCAGCAAUUUCAUAGAACUCCAGUGUAACAGCAAAGGUCUGGUCUCCAACAUUACUGAGUGUCCAACAGAGGACCCUGUACCCCCCGCUACUCCUAAUUGCAAGCUAGAUAUAUUGUUUUUGCUCGAAGCAUCUAGUUCUUCUGCUGGUGCAAAGUUCAUAUACCUGAAAAGCUUCUUUGCUAACUUAGCGCGGCAAAUCAGUGUCUCAUCGGACACAGUCAGAAUUGGUGUUGUCACAUACGACUAUAAAGGAUACAGACAAUUUGAUCUUCAAACACAUACGACCAGUGACGACGUUAGUAAUGCCAUAAUGAAGAUACCAGAAGGUUCGAUAUCCAAGAACCUACUAGAUAAAGCUUUACUGUAUGCAAGGACAACCUACUUCACAGAGGCCAACGGAGAUCGCGCAGACGCGGCUAAUUACUACGUCUUUUCGGUGGACGGAAUAAGAGCUGGCUCUGCUAUUCAAGGGGCUGUUAUAAAUGCUAACUGGCCUGAUCAGGUCUUUGCUGUCGAUAUAAACAGUACCUAUGAGGCGGAAUACAGACAAGCCGCUGGGGACAACAGCCGUUAUUUCUUUGCCCCCUCCUACCAGAACCUGUCCUCUAUAGAAGCUGCCGUUUUAGAAGCUAUUAGCAAGUGUCCUUCUCCACAAAUCACGACCACUACUGGUGUCUCCCUUAGAAACCUAGACGUCGCUGCCCCAUGCCUGAACAGUUUGAUUUAUAUGUACCCAAAGGAUUUGACAGCACAUACAGGGGGAUCAAGAGGAAUGAUGUACCUGAUGACAGAUUAUGUAUUUAUAAUAACCACCUGCUCACGCAUUACUUCGUGGGAGUUUUCGUAUUCGAGGUCUGGAUGGAUAGAUUUUAUGGUGUGGAGACCUUCUGGAAAUAACUAUAAGCUUGUUGCUUACAACACAAUUUACGUUGAAGGUGUUAAUUCAACGGUGUACACCGUUGUGGAAUACGAAAGGAUAGCUGUUCUUGAAAAUGACGUCAUCGGAUGGUAA
Messenger RNA from Saccostrea cuccullata (small rock oyster), 3649 nucleotides. Its product is annotated as collagen alpha-3(VI) chain-like. The transcript is spliced from 15 exons. The coding region runs from base 89 to 3649 and encodes 1186 amino acids. Lineage: Eukaryota; Metazoa; Mollusca; Bivalvia; Ostreida; Ostreidae. The record is from RefSeq and is a predicted model, not a curated record.